GUGGCGGCUUCCCGCACAGGGCGAUGAAGGCGCUGAUCCUGGUGGGCGGCUACGGCACCCGGCUGCGGCCGUUGACGCUCAGCACCCCGAAGCCGCUGGUGGAGUUCUGUAACAAGCCCAUACUGCUGCACCAGCUGGAGGCUCUGCGCCAGGCGGGCGUCGAUCACGUGAUCCUGGCUGUCAGCUACAUGUCGGGGGUGCUGGAGGGAGCGAUGCGGGAGCAGGAGCAGCGGCUGGGCAUUCGCAUCUCCCUGUCCCAUGAGAAGGAGCCACUGGGCACAGCGGGGCCCCUGGCGCUGGCCCGGGAGCUGCUGACUGAGAGCUCGGAGCCUUUCUUCGUCCUUAAUAGUGACGUGAUCUGCGACUUCCCCUUCACAGACAUGGUGCGCUUCCACAAGCACCACGGCAAGGAGGGCUCCAUCGUGGUGACAAAGGUGGAGGAGCCCUCCAAGUACGGGGUGGUGGUGUGCGAAGCUGAGACGGGACGCAUCCACCGGUUCGUGGAGAAACCCCAGGUGUUUGUCUCAAAUAAGAUAAAUGCCGGCAUGUACAUCUUCAACCCCAGCCUCCUGCACAGGAUCCAGCUGCGGCCCACCUCCAUAGAGAAGGAGAUCUUUCCGGUGAUGGCUCAGGAUGCGGAGCUCUAUGCCAUGGAGCUGCAGGGCUUCUGGAUGGACAUUGGGCAGCCCAAGGACUUUCUGACGGGCAUGUGCAUGUUCCUGCAGUCGCUGAGGGUCCAGCACCCAGAGAGGCUGCACACGGGCCCUGGCUUUGUGGGGAACGUGCUGGUGGACCCAAGUGCUCAGAUCGGUGAGAACUGCACGAUUGGCCCCAAUGUCACCAUUGGGGCUGGGGUGGUGGUGGAGGAUGGGGUACGGAUCAAGCGCUGCACCAUCCUGAAAGGCUCCCGUAUCUGCUCCCACUCCUGGCUAGAGUCCUGCAUUGUUGGCUGGCUGUCGUCUGUUGGCCAGUGGGUGCGGAUGGAGAACGUGACAGUGUUGGGCGAGGAUGUCAUCGUCAAUGACGAGCUCUAUCUCAACGGGGCCAACGUGCUGCCACACAAGUCCAUUGCCGAGUCGGUGCCAGAGCCUCGCAUCAUCAUGUAGCUGCUGGGCCAGGCCAGCUCCCCUGCUACUGAACUGUUAACACUUUGUUUCCU
Messenger RNA from Emys orbicularis (European pond turtle), 1159 nucleotides. RefSeq names its product GDP-mannose pyrophosphorylase B (gene GMPPB). Gene Ontology annotation, cellular component: cytoplasm. Gene Ontology annotation, molecular function: GTP binding; mannose-1-phosphate guanylyltransferase (GTP) activity. The transcript is spliced from 9 exons. Lineage: Eukaryota; Metazoa; Chordata; Testudines; Emydidae. The record is from RefSeq and is a predicted model, not a curated record. The coding region runs from base 24 to 1106 and encodes 360 amino acids. Gene Ontology annotation, biological process: GDP-mannose biosynthetic process.